AUGCUUCAUACCUUGGAGACAAACAUCUAUUCCUGAGAAGAUAAGGUCCAAUACCCGCCCCAAACCCAAGUAUGAAUAAAAACAGCAAAAGAACAAGUUUUUCUACCAACAAAUCCAUUCUAAUACGAUUGUUUUAAUCUCUAUUAACAUUGCUAGCGGUUUAAAUGCAUUUUCUAAACGUUGGAAUCUUCCUUGUCCUCGCCUUCAUACAUCCGAGUCAGCAAUGGUUUUAUAUGCAUGGGGAUAUGCCUGAUUGUGUGCCACAAAAGACUCCACUCCACGGUCAGAAAUGGUGCAACUUCACAAGAAAAUCGAGCGAACUCGGAGCUGUGUGUCACUUCAAGUGUAAUGAAGGUUACUACUUACAAGGGGCUUCCAUCAACACAUGCGUAGCUUACCAUUCGAACAGGAUGGCUAAGUUCGACCAGAGCGGGGGAAAGUGUUUGCCCCGUCCACCAGCUUUCACUAGUAGUAUCAGCGGUCCUUUCAAGUUCAGUCCAAGAACCAACAGCACAAUCUACUUAUCUGCUGGUGAAAACUCUCGUCUCGUUGCAACACCAACCCCCACAAAUCAUGGACAAUACUUUGAAGUGCUAGGAGGGGGAAUGAUCAACAGGCCUGGUGCCGUGUCGUUUCUUUCAAGGAGGUUUUCAGGUCGCUAUGUCGUCGUACAAGGCACACGUCUAUUGAUUGUCAGUGCCCAUCACAUCAAUGGAGCGCUCGGUUCUUUUCACAACGUUUCGAGUUUCUACACAAGACAAGACAAAUUCAUUGCCGGUUUCGCCGCCUUUGAAUCUGUUAUGGAACCUGGCAAGUUCAUUACUAUAAGCGGGGACUCUGUAAGGAUGCUCACACCAACCACGCAUGAACAAAAGAUGUCGGCCAGUUUCACAUGGACGAGAUAACAAGCUUCUGGAACGAAGUGAUUGUUCGACUACGUAAUUAUUGUUACGUCACAAUUAAGAUACCGCUUUUUUCUAUGUACGUUUUUCGCUGCUACAACGUCAACUGUUCUACUUUUAAUCGUGACGUCAUAUUCUGUGACGUCAUGGUGUAUGUAGCGUCAUAUGCAACGUGACGUCAUCUAACGAUGCAUGCUUACCCGCAUUGAUGUAAUUAAUUAAAUAGAAUAUAAAUAUCCGCGCUGUGCUA
Molecule: messenger RNA, 1152 nt
Organism: Ciona intestinalis (vase tunicate)
Lineage: Eukaryota; Metazoa; Chordata; Ascidiacea; Phlebobranchia; Cionidae
Source: RefSeq, a predicted model, not a curated record